Messenger RNA from Populus trichocarpa (black cottonwood), 1220 nucleotides. RefSeq lists its product as uncharacterized. The transcript is spliced from 3 exons. The record is from RefSeq and is a predicted model, not a curated record. Bases 1 to 1080 code for a protein of 359 amino acids. NCBI's taxonomy places the organism in Eukaryota, Viridiplantae, Streptophyta, Magnoliopsida, Malpighiales, Salicaceae.
AUGGCGUGUUUUUGGGCGGCGGAUCAUAAGCCAGCAGUGACUUUGAAUAUUGAUUUUGAUUGGAAGACUGGUGUGGCUGCUAAGGAUUGGACUAAUGUUGCCAAGAAAGGCUCUGUUGAUGAUGUGAGGUUUGAGAGUAGAGGGGAUGACAAUAAGGAAGUAAAGCAUGACAGAGAAGCUCAUAUUGAGCCGAAGAAUGACAUGAAGAUAGAAAAGGAUGGUUUUGGUCCUCCAAGUAGUCAGGUGAAUUGGAAGGAACCCAAAGAAUACCAUAGGGGAAAGAGAUGUUUGGAAUCUGCAGGUGUACAUGUGGAUCCGUGGCAUAUAUCACGUGGAAAUUCCCAAGGCCCUGUUGAGAUUGGAAAGGAAGGUGUCAGUAUUGAGGAGAGGGAUCAUGCCAAAGUUCAUGAGGCAGUUGGAGAAAAUAAAGUUGAAUUGAAAGGUGAGGAUAGAUUUAAAGACAAGGAUAGGAAGAGGAAAGAUUUGAAGCACCGUGAAUGGGGAGAUAGAGAUAAGGGAAGAAGUGACCAAAGGGGAAGUAUGCAAGUAGGCAACAGUAGUGCUGAAGGAAAAGAGUCGGUGAAGGAAGAGAGAGAAGGAGAGAGGUGGGAGUGGGAGAGGAAGGAUCUGUCAAAAGACAGGGAAAGGUUAAAAGAGAGGGAGAAGGACCACAUGAAAAUAGAAUCAGGAACUGGAGCUGAAAAGGAGCGUUUGCACAAUGAAAAGGAGUCUUUGGAUGGAUAUGUCAGAAUUUCAGAACAGGAAAAUCCAGCUUUGGAGCCAAAGAAACAGAAAGAUUUUGAUAACUGGAAAAAUGUCGAUAAAGAAGCUAAAGAUAAAAAGAAAGAAAGAGAAGCCGGCAUAGAAGGAGAUAGACCUGAGAAGGGUAGCACGAUGUGUGGGAAAGAAUCUGAUGAUGGAUGUGCAGAUGUUGAAAUUGCAACUGAAAGGGAAAGAGGAGUUUUUAACUAUGGAGUCCAGCAGCGCAAGAGGAUGCUUCGGCCUAGGGGCAGCCCGCAAGUGGCAAAUUGUGAACCCCGUUUUAGGUCCCAUACUCAGGACUUUGAGGGGCAAAUCUGAGGUAUCUUCUGUCAUUUAUAAAGUUAGUGAAUGCAUGCAAGAGCUGAUAAAAUUAUGGAAGGAGUAUGAAACAUCUCAAUCUGAUAAAAAUAGUGAAAGCAGUCAUAAGGGCCCCACUCUUGAAAUUCGAAUACCAGCAG